ACCCAAUCAGGAUGCUCGUUACAGGCGCAAUGCGGAGACACGGAUGUAAGGAGGAAUGGCGACGGUCGAGGAGAAGAGGAGGUUUGUGUAUGAACACUGGAACCACCAUACAGCACCAGGAUUAUAGGUAGUGAAAAAAACACAGACCUACUCUGUCUACCAGACUUCAGGCCAACUGCCAGUGGAGACCGGCUGCCCAAAUGGAGUCUGUUGUGGCAGUAACCUCACCUCCUGCAUCGGUGGUUGCCCCUACACCCCACAACCUUUGCUCAAAGCAGAGAGAGAGUAGCAAGAAGACUGCUACCAGCACCAACCCCUCCUUUCUGUCCAAUCUGGGCAAGCCCACCCUACGAGGGAUCAGGAAGUGUCCCCAGUGUGGCGUUUUCAACGGCACCCGUGGGCUCAGCUGCAAGAACAAGGCUUGUGGAAUUGUCUUCAGAGAUGGGGGGGCUGUGGGGGGAGGCAGAGGGGCCAAGAGAGGAGCAAUGGAGGUGGUGCGGGUGGUGAUUGAUGGAGGAGGGGAAGAUGAAGAGGGAGAUGAAGGAAGAUGUGGUGAAUCCUCAGGUGGAGGUGCGCAGGUGUUCUCUGUCUGUCAGCGAGUGAGAGGGGUGGGAGCGGCUGCAACACAGCGCGGGUUCAUAGAGCUUGUCCCCACGGAUACGGCCAUUGCCACGAGUGAAGGGGCGACUCUGCUGACCCGGGUCAACAUGGGCCGCUGCUUCCUGCCCACCUGCCGCCAUGCCAACGGUCAAAGGUCAGGCCAGAGCCAGUCGCAGCAGGCAGCUGUUCUGACCAACCCCCCCUCCAAGCAUGGCUUGUCUAACUCCGUCACUCCCUGUGUCCACGUGAAGCAGGCCAUGGAGUGCCAGGUGCAGGCCACCCCUCUCCCCCUGAAGAGCUCUAUCCUGGAGGGGCUUCAGGCCUCAGUCGAGGCCAGGGAAGAGCUCUGGAGGUUGGCUACUGAAUCCCCGGGACCCCUGGUUCAGCGGGUGAACAAAGAUACUCUGGUGGUGAAAUGUCACAGUGGACCAAGUCAUCCUCUGGGGCUGCUGCACCUAACUGUAGGCGCGGCGGGGUCUGGUGUUGGGGGGAAGGGGAAGGGGAAGGUCAGAGAGGGGGCUGUGUUUCAGUGUUCCUGUCAAGGGGGUGUCAGAGGAGGUACGGCAGGAGGAAGAGUGGCCGUGGAAACCUCCCAGAAUGGGGAUGGGGAGGUGAGAGGGUCCUCAGGUGGCGUCUCCUCUGGUGUCUUACCUGACUCCACCUCUCGGCCUGGUGCUGAUGCUGGCCCUACAGCUCCAUACCUCUGCCUCCACUUCUAUGCCUGUGUUUGCGCCUUCACCAGUGACGAGAAACUGGCCUCAGAGUUCACAGGUUUCCUCAACUACAGCUCCAAUGGUGUACAACAGAAUGCUGACUGCACAGUCCUCUGUGGCUCCAGUCCACCUCAGCUGCCUGAACCAAUCGCCGCUCACAAAACCAAGAGACUCCGUCUGGACGAGCACCUCAUUGGGAGCAGUCAGCCUGUGGAUGAGAGCCUGGUGACCCUGGGCUUCCAGCAGUGGCUAGCCAGCGUUACAGAGAGGAUCCACCUGACCAUGCACUACCAGUUUGAUGGUCAGCCGGAGCCUCUGGUGUUCCACAUUCCCCAUGUUUUCUUCAACACCCUGCAGUAUCGUCUGUCCCUGGGCUCCAAGAAGAGACGGCUGCCUAAUGCUACCUCAGCGUUUGUAAGGAAUGAUGAUCUGCACCAUGGCUCCUUCCCCAAGUACACCUGGCACAUCACCAACCUGAUGCAGGUGAAACGCAUCUUCGACACCCCAGAGCUGCCCCUGGAGUUGACCCAGAGUUUUGUGAAGAACAGUGAUGGUUCCUACUCUCCUUUCCGCUGCCCAGAGCCUCUUCAUCCUCACCCCACUGAGGGCUACAGCCGGACGGACAGAUCCCAGGCCAUACGACCCCUGGAGCUACGCACCUUUCUCCAAGUCGGACUGUGUACAGCGGAUCAGAAGGAUCCCACUCCCUUUGUGAUCGAGUGGAUCCCAGACAUCCUGCCUCGCUGUCGCGUCGGAGAGCUCCGCAUCCGCUUCCAGUAUGGUCACCAGCACGGAGGACAGACGGAAUACUGUGAUGGAACACCGAGACGCACCGGAGCGGGAGGGGGGACAGGUAGGGGGGGUUGCAAGUCAUCAUCAGAUACCUCCCUUCCCAAAUAAAAAGUUCCACAGGCAACUGUCCCAUGAGAAAUCACUGGAGGAUCUGUUAGUUAAUAGUUCUGGGAAUUAUGAAAGUCUCUAGAGCAUUGUUUUUAGAUGAAGGGGGACCAGUUUUUAGAGAGAGAAUUGGGGGGGGGGGGACAUUUUGAGAGAAGGAAAGAAGAGAUGUGAAAGAGUGCUGCUGAUGGCCAAGAAUUGUAUUUUUUUAUAUCACUGUUUGCACACUUCUCCCAAAGUUACCCUAUGUCCCUUCCAUUGCAGCUAACAUGGAUUUGUGUUAAUUCACGCUAUUACAUGACUUCUAUGUAUCAAAUCGCAGGUGCUUGAUAACAUUAGCUACUCUGCAGAGAAGUAGCAUCUGAAUGUAAUAUCAAGUCAUUGAGUUAAUCAAAUGACAAAUGUGUGUGAGGCUUAUGUGUGUGUCUGAAGGAUUGUAAAUGAAUGACAUCUGAUUGAAUACCCUUUGCAUGUGUGUGUGCAUUUAUAAGUGGUGUAUAAUGAAUAAGAACUUUCUGGUGUGUAGUGAUCUAAUUUACUGUCGAGUAGAACAUUUACAUUUGUGCCCGUAGUUACAGAAUAACAUAAUGGUUUGUCUUUUUGUAGUGUAGAUUAAUACAUUUAUUGACUUUGAGAAUAGACAGUCUUUCUUCUUUUUCUAUUUUUCUAUUUCUUAGCUUCGCUCCCUCCCAUCCUUUACAUGACUUAUUUUACUGAUUAAAGAGUGUGCACACUUGUGUCCUA
This is a messenger RNA of Oncorhynchus kisutch (coho salmon), 2954 nucleotides long. It is a transcript of the gene lg23h2orf42, whose product is annotated as linkage group 23 C2orf42 homolog. The coding region runs from base 201 to 2213 and encodes 670 amino acids. The transcript is spliced from 8 exons. Gene Ontology annotation, cellular component: nucleus. The record is from RefSeq and is a predicted model, not a curated record. NCBI's taxonomy places the organism in Eukaryota, Metazoa, Chordata, Actinopteri, Salmoniformes, Salmonidae.